This is a messenger RNA of Oncorhynchus gorbuscha (pink salmon), 2794 nucleotides long. RefSeq names its product cadherin-7-like. The record is from RefSeq and is a predicted model, not a curated record. The transcript is spliced from 12 exons. Gene Ontology annotation, biological process: multicellular organism development; cell-cell junction assembly; calcium-dependent cell-cell adhesion. The coding region runs from base 386 to 2794 and encodes 802 amino acids. Lineage: Eukaryota; Metazoa; Chordata; Actinopteri; Salmoniformes; Salmonidae. Gene Ontology annotation, cellular component: adherens junction; catenin complex; plasma membrane. Gene Ontology annotation, molecular function: calcium ion binding; cadherin binding.
UCAAUGGAGCUCAUUGUAGCGACAACACGUAGUUGGAGCUAAGGAGCUGAGCAGCGCAGUUAUUGCAAUCACGUUGAGCGCGCUGCUGUCUGUUGCAGUGGCAUCGUCCUGACUGUGUGUGAGAGAGGAAGACAUCAAACGACCGUAGUGUUAAGGCUCCAAUUAUUCAUUGUGCCCAGAAGACCAUUCUGCUGCAGUAGCCGUUUUCUGAGUCCUUGACAACCAACAAUAACUAUCCCCCGUCUGUCUGCUGAAGGAUACACUUGGUCAUUAAACCAACUACACCUGCACUGGGUUGUUGCUUCUGCUGAACCCCAAAAUUCACCCUGUGGAUGGUUGACAACAUUUCCUCUUGAGUCUUUUGCAGUUCAUUUUCACCCCAAAAAUGUGUAUCGUAAUGAUGAGACUGAACUGUUCCCCCAUGUGGAGUGUGGUUAGCCUUUUGACUUUGUUUCUACCACUUUGGGAGAUGGGCUGCUCUGGCCUGAGCUUUAACUCAGUGCCCCUGCCGCCGGUAGGGACAUACCAAAGAAGCUUCGAAGGGGGGGCGCACCACAGGCAGAGGCGCAGUUGGGUGUGGAACCAGUUCUUCGUGCUGGAGGAGUACACAGGGGACGAGCCACUCUACGUGGGCAAGCUGCACUCAGACGUGGACAAGGGUGAAGGGCAGGUGAAGUACGUGCUCAAUGGCCAGGGAGCUACCUCCAUCUUCACCAUUGACGAGAACACUGGUGAUAUCCAUGCCACCAAGCGUCUGGAUCGCGAGGAGCAGCCUUACUACACGCUCCGGGCUCAGGCCAGGCACCGCCACACCAACCUGCCCGUGGAGCCAGAGUCUGAGUUCGUCAUCAAGGUCCAGGAUAUUAAUGACAAUGAGCCCAAGUUCCUGAAUGGGCCCUACUCAGCCAGGGUCCCCGAGAUGUCCCCAGUGGGCACAUCUGUGGUGACGGUGGUGGCAACAGAUGCGGAUGACCCCACAUAUGGAAACAGUGCCAGGGUGAUCUACAGUAUCCUCGAGGGCCAGCCCUACUUCUCCGUGGAACCAAAGACAGGCGUGGUCAAGACAGCUCUGCCCAAUAUGGACCGUGAGGCACGGGACCAGUAUCUGUUGGUGAUCCAGGCCAAGGACAUGGUGGGCCAGAUGGGAGGACUCUCUGGGACCACCUCCGUCAUGGUGACUCUCACUGACGUCAACGACAACCCACCACACUUCUCUCGCAAAAGUUAUCAAUUCAGCAUGUCUGAGUCCCUGCCAGUGGCCUCAGUGGUAGCCAAGAUAAAGACGCUAGACUCGGAUGUGGGGCCCAAUGCUGAGAUGGAGUACAGGAUUGUGGAUGGGGAUGGCCUCGGGUUGUUCCGAAUCACCCCCGACAGAGACACACAGGAAGGCCUCAUCACUCUGCAAAAGGGCCUGGACUUUGAGACCAAGUCGAGCUACACCCUACGUGUCGAGGUGUCCAAUAGAAACAUCGACCUGCGAUUCCUCUCCCUUGGCCCAUUUAGCGACACAGCUACAGUGCGCCUCAUCGUGGAGAACGUGGACGAGCCGCCUGUCUUCUCCUUGCCGCUCAGCAAGAUGUUAAUAUCGGAGGCAGCAAAGGUGGGCACCACCAUCGGGACGGUAUCCGCACAUGACCCCGAUUCCACCAACAGUCCCAUCAGGUACUCAAUAGACCGCAACACCGACUUGGAGCGUUUCUUCAACAUAGACGCCACCACCGGUGUCAUCAGCACCGCCAAGCGCCUGGACAGAGAAGUCAACGCCAUACAUAACAUCACCAUCUUCGCCAUGGAGAGCUUGCACCCAUUACAAGUGGGGAAGUGCAUAAUUCUGAUCACAGUGACGGACAUCAAUGACAAUGCACCCGUCUUCGCCAUCGAGUACGAGACCUACCUUUGUGAGAAUGCCAGACCUGGACAGGUCAUUGAGACCAUCAGCGCAAUGGACAGAGACGAACCUCAGAGUGGACACCGCUUCUUCUUCUCCCUCACUGCAGAGGCUGCUGGGAACCUCAACUUCACCCUGAGAGACAACAAAGACAACACCGCCUCUGUGCUGACCAUGCGAGGGGGUUUCCAGCGUCACCACCAGACUAUGUACCGCCUCCCUGUCCUCAUCAUGGAUGGCGGGAGCCCUGCCCUCAGCAGCACCAACACCCUGUCCAUUCGGGUGUGCGACUGUGACCCCGAUGGAGCUCCCCAGUCAUGUGGAAGUGAAGCCUCCAUGCUCUCAGCAGGCCUCAGCACUGGGGCCCUCAUCGCCAUCCUGGCUUGCAUCCUCACACUUCUAGUGCUUGUCCUGUUGAUUGUCACCAUGCGACGGAGGAAGAAAGAGCCCCUGAUCCUGGACGAGGAGCGCGACGUGCGUGAGAACAUUGUGCGCUACGAUGACGAGGGCGGCGGAGAGGAGGACACAGAGGCCUUCGACAUGGUCGCUCUCCGCAACCUGAAACUGGUCCGUGAGAGCGGUGGCAAGACCCGCCGUGAUGUCACCCCGGAAGUGCCAAGCCUCUUCUUGUCUUCCCGGCCACCGCCAGACAAUGGCAUCUUCCGCGACUUUAUCUGGGACCGGCUGAAGGAGGCCGACGUAGACGCUUCGGCACCACCCUAUGACUCGCUGCAGACAUAUGCCUUCGAGGGUAGUGGCUCGGCCGCAGAUUCCCUCAGCUCGCUGGAUUCCCUGAGCACGGACUCGGAACAGAACUACGACUACCUCAGCGACUGGGGGCCGCGAUUCAAGAAGCUGGCAGACCUCUACGGCCACAGCGAUGACGGUAACCUCUUCGCCUCUUAG